Molecule: messenger RNA, 659 nt
Organism: Paramecium sonneborni
Lineage: Eukaryota; Ciliophora; Oligohymenophorea; Peniculida; Parameciidae
Source: the annotation of a GenBank genome assembly
AUGAUUUAAGAAAAAUAGUAAUUUUUUUUUAAAAGAGCAUGUGAAUAAUGUAUACUAAGUAUAUAUCUUCAAAUAAUUUUAUUUAGAUGAAAACCCUUAUGAAGAAAAUGAAGAAAAUAAUUCUUAUUAUCUAGUUUAAUAAGAAAAAGUUGACGAAAACUGUCUGAUUCAACCUUGUUUUUGUAAUGUAAUUAUGCAUAGAGAAUGUAUUAAAAGAAAAAUAAUAAAAUAAAGAAGUCCUAAAUGUGUAACUUGUUCGGCUUCUUAUUAAGCAAGAGAAACUAAUUCAAUUUAUGCUCAAUCAUUUAAAAAAUACAGGAUGAAUAAAAUUAUUAUGAAAACUUUGCUAAACAUUUUUGGCACUGUUAUCAUUGCUUUAGCUAUGCUUUAUUUAAUUCAAAUUAAGACUUAUUAAUUAUAUGAUUAUAUUUUAUAAAUGAUAACUGUUGCAUUUGGUUGUCUUAGUUGUUUGUUGAUGAUUGUGUACAUAUUUUUAAUUGUAUUAUACUUCUUUAAUUUAGAUUGCAAAUGGUAUUAUAAGAUCAAAAAUCUUUGAUAUUGAAAUAUUAUGCUAUCAAAAUGAAACUAAAUAACAUUCAGAUAAUUAAGCUGUAGAAUAAUUUCUAGAAAGACUUUAAUUAAGUGGAAUAACUGUUUGA